CAGCGUUUCUUCACUUCAGGACCAUGGACAGCAGGAGGAUGUCACGCGUCUCACACAAUAACCUCUAGGACACGGUUUAGGAGAUUUUUUUGCCCUCCAUCCAGGUUGAUAUUCGUACCACCGUGCAAAAAUUAUUAGCCCACCUCUUCCUCCUCCUUUUUUUUGCCACCACGUUCAGCUUCGACCCCGGGACCCCGUGCGCGUUAUGGAGCGGCGGCGUCGGGCGUCCUUCGCGCUCGCGCUCAACUUGGCGGCGCUACUGCUGGCCGCGUGCGCGCUUGGCACCAGCCACUGGUGCGCCGGAAGCCGGAAAGUGCUGAAGCCGUUCUGCACCGGCCCGCCGCCGAAACCGCCGCCGAAACCGCCGCUCGCGCACCGCGACACGCACUGCAUCCGCUACAACGGCUCGAACGCCAACCACAGCCGCCAGGUGCAGUACAUCUGGGAGACCGGAGAGGACAAGUUCGUCCUCAGGAAGUUCCACAGCGGCAUCUGGCUGUCCUGCGAGCAGAACAUCGACCUGAGCGGUGAAAACUGCAGAAGCUUCAUAAAUAUUCCUCCUCCAAAUGAGAGAGGAGUCUUGUGGCUGUGCAUUGUUGCAGAAUGUCUGUACAUCCUCCUCCUGUCCACUGGUGGAAUCCUCAUGUCGAUCGAGGUCUGCCAGUUAGGAAACGUCAUCGACGGACUGAAACUCAAUGCCUUCGCUGCCAUAUUCACCGUCUUGUCAGGUCUUCUUGGCAUGGUAGCGCACAUGAUGUACACAACAGCCUUUCAGCUCACUGUAAGUCUGGGCCCUGAAGACUGGAAACCCCAAAGCUGGGAUUACAGCUGGUCUUACAUGUUGGCCUGGGGAUCUUUCACAGCAUGCAUGGCGUCCUCGGUGACCACCAUCAACCAAUACACAAAGACCAUCCUGGAGUUCAAGCACAAGCGGAGAAAUAUGGAGAAGAACCUGAAGAUCAAGCAGCAGCUCCUCGAGCUGGAUUGCCCUGAGCAGAUGUGGGACAUGUAUAUCAGCUCAGUACCCAGCACAGCCGAGGAGCUGUUGGAGCUGUCCAGUCCGAGCCGUAAGAUUUCCAACCAUGACAUGAGCGAUCAGCAGGGAGAGGAGUACUGCUGAGGCUAGCCUGGGGCCUCGUCUUCUAAACUGUGCUGAAUGCUAAGUGCUCUUGCAAAUGUGUCAUGUUGGUUGGCAAUACAUUUGCAAAUGGCACUGAGGAUCACAGUAUUGGUUUGCUGUCCUGCUGGCGGGACAACAUUCAUAUCAUUUUUACAUUUACAUCUAUGGCAGACGCCCUUAUCCAGAGCGACGUACAGUUAUCUCGGUUAUACAGCUGAGCAAUUAGGAUUCAUGCUUGAACCCAUGACCUACUGAUCUAAAGUCGUAUUCACUGAGCUACCACUUCCCUCUUUAGAGCGGUACUGCUUUGAAAAAUCUUUCGGCUCGUUUUCUUGUAACUUGUGAUAUAUUGUGAGGUAUUUGUAGGUAUUUUUCUUUUUAUCGAGCUGCUACAAAAUCUGAUAGUCGACCACACUGUAAAUAGAUCUUUUUUUUCUUAGCAUCUCAUUAGAAAGCAUGACUCUCGGUACGUCACAGUAAAUCUCACUGACAGGAGGAUGAUACAAUACAAUUUGUCUGCAAGGUUUAAUGCCUUAACAUUGGGCACAAAAAGCUUAUUCGCCAGUGUCACCAUUUCUUAGCUUUCAUUCUCUCCAGUACAAAUUAUAAUCGAGGCCAAGAGUCACAGACACUCCUCAGUAAUAUAUAAAGCAUCUCCUCCAGCUAAGGAAUCUUUUGCCUACUGGUGAUUUAGUACGCUAGUGCUGUUUAUAAAUGAGGCUCCAGGACAGGCCUUGAGUUUUCAAAAGCAAACCUCCCUGGUGUAUUGUAUUACCCACUGCUGCUUGGCACUGCCACGUGCCCUUAAUGGACUAAAUCUAGCCUCAGAUUACAGUGAGGUCUUCGAGCCAGGAAUGGACUUUUAUCUGGCUAUGCUACAGAGUUUCAUCAAUGACUGUAUAAAUGGUUUUUAUGUCCAGUGUUGUAUCGUGGUUAUUAAUUUUUAUAUAUUUAUGUAUCGAUGUUGUAUACCGAUAAGUGAUAAAUUCAAGGAAAUAAAUAAAGUCAAAGUGAUUUAGUAACGUGUUAAGCCUCGGAAAACUUGAUUCUGAUUCUACAUAUUUUCUGGAACAGUUCUCAAGAGAUGAAAAGCCUCAACUGCGGUUUUUGAUAACGGUGGUAGAGACUGAUUGGAUUUUUUUUAGGACAUAUC
Molecule: messenger RNA, 2273 nt
Organism: Silurus meridionalis
Lineage: Eukaryota; Metazoa; Chordata; Actinopteri; Siluriformes; Siluridae
Gene: gsg1l2b
Product: gsg1-like 2b
Exons: 5
Coding region: 206-1120 (304 amino acids)
Cellular component (GO): plasma membrane
Source: RefSeq, a predicted model, not a curated record